AUGAUUCGUGAUGUUGUUGGUGAUGAUGGUUUGUUAUGGCAUAGACAAGGUUUUGGAAGAAUGAUCAUAUAUGCAAGGCCUGGAGAAUGUUGGAAGUUUGGCUUGAAGAUUGGACUUAGCAUAAGUUUAGGACACUUGGAUAGGCUUAGCAUAAUAUUGGAAAAUGAUAGGAUAUCAGGACAAUCCACAACACGAAAGGAUUACAGGGUAGGACAUAAGGAUAAUCCACGACCCGAGAAAGAACAUCAAGAGGGGAAGUAUCAGGACAAUCUGCACCAGAGACAAGAUGACAAGAUGGUGGGAUAUCAGGACAAUCCACGGCCCAUGGAAGGACAUCAAGAGGGGAGGUAUCAAGACAACCCGCACCCAAGACAAGAUGACAAGAUGGUGGGAUAUCAGGACAAUCCAAGACCCAUGGAAGGACAUAAAGAGGGGAGGUAUCAGGACAACCCGCAACCCAAAACAAGACAUCGAAAGGGGGUAGAAUCUAAGGAUGAUACCCGAUCCCGAAAAAAGGUCAAUAGCUGGAAGUAUAAUAGUGUCGUAUGCUAA
Messenger RNA from Vicia faba (fava bean), 552 nucleotides. The record is from the annotation of a GenBank genome assembly. Lineage: Eukaryota; Viridiplantae; Streptophyta; Magnoliopsida; Fabales; Fabaceae.